This is a messenger RNA of Python bivittatus (Burmese python), 1080 nucleotides long. Lineage: Eukaryota; Metazoa; Chordata; Lepidosauria; Squamata; Pythonidae. The record is from RefSeq and is a predicted model, not a curated record.
GCUGCUUACAAGCAGACAAGAGUAUAUGAACUUUAAAUGGCUUUCUAUUCACAUAGGAAUAAUAUUUGACUGUUGUAAUGUUGAGGUUUUCCUCUUUUUUUGUUGCCAUGCUGUCCAUGACUGAUUGUGAGUGAAAGCGUUUUGGUAGAUUCAGCAGAUUGGAUGGCUCAGAUUCUGGGGCUAUGGGUCACAUGCACCCUUAAUCCGUCAAAUAAAUUUCCUUGUUUGCCUGAGAUACAUGAGUUACUACCAUUAUCCUCAGCUAACAUAUAUAGAGUAUCCCAUCAUGAUUGUGCAAGAUAUCAUUCUUUGCCUGCUUGUUCUGCAUUACAAUGGCAAAAUGAAGCAUGCUUUGCCUUACACAGUCAUAUUUGUGGCAGGAUGGUAUGCUAUAUCUCUGCAGAAAUGGAUAUUGGACUUGAGUAUGAACUUGAGCACAGUAGUCAGCGCAGCAAGUAAACUUGCUCAGCUCCGGUGUCUUUGGCAGACUAGAGAUUCUGCACAAGUGAGUGCCACAACUUGGGGAUUAGCCACAUACACCUGUGCAGCAAGAAUAUUUACAACAUUAAUGACUACAAAGGAUUCUACAGUUCUGAUCCGUUUCGUAGUCAUGACGGCUCUUAACAUUUGGGUCAUAGCUACUAUAUUGGAAUACCGGAAGGCUAAGAAGCUUGACUAAGAUGGAGAUCCUGCCUAUUUUAAAUGACAUGGACUAAAAUGAAAACGGAACCAGUACCAAAAUGUCAGCUUGUUUCAACAAACCGACCAACGUUCCAUUAAGUGGGAGGUGGUGUUUACAUACUGUACAUAUACCUAAAAAUUCAGAACGAACUCUUCAGAUGUAUUGGGAUAUUUAUACUUGCUGUUUGUAAAAAUAACUCGCUAGGUUACUUAGGAAGUGUUUCAGAGGUAUAUUUUGUAUCAGCAGAUUGCAUAACAGACUUCCCCUGGCUGUCCUCCUUUCCCCCCCAUCCCCUGAUCAUAUCUAAAGCAUAUUGGGGGGAUCUAUUUUGUGGCAGAAACGUUCCUCUUACAGAAAGAGUGGAAUUUCAUUUCAGAGCUAUCCCUCUUUGUGUGUGU